Messenger RNA from Dioscorea cayenensis subsp. rotundata (Guinea yam), 1923 nucleotides. Its product is annotated as DEAD-box ATP-dependent RNA helicase 22. Gene Ontology annotation, molecular function: RNA helicase activity; ATP binding; RNA binding. The record is from RefSeq and is a predicted model, not a curated record. The coding region runs from base 65 to 1771 and encodes 568 amino acids. The transcript is spliced from 8 exons. Lineage: Eukaryota; Viridiplantae; Streptophyta; Magnoliopsida; Dioscoreales; Dioscoreaceae. Gene Ontology annotation, cellular component: chloroplast.
AACCACUGGCUCGGCUGAAAAGGCUCUAUUGUCGUAAAAACCUCUAAAAACCCAAAAAAACCCAAUGAACCUCAUCGCCCGAGCGCCGCUUCUCCACCUCCCCUCCAUCGCUCCCUCGCCGCGCCGCCUUCUUCUGCUGCUGAGGCCGCGUUGCCCUUGUCGCUACUCUGCUGCCGCUCAGCCGCUUGUCAGGGCCUUCUCCGCCGGCCACGCCGUCGCGGAGGAAGCAUCAGCCCCCGAUGGCGUCCCCUUCUUCGCCGAGGAGGGUAUCUCUUGGAAGUCGUUGGGGAUCUCCGAUCACCUUUGCGGAGCUCUUUCUAAAGCCUCCCUUCACCGCCCUUCCCAAGUUCAGGCUUCUUGUAUACCUCAUAUCCUUAUGGGGAAGGAUGUGAUUGUUGCCGCAGAGACUGGUAGUGGUAAAACACAUGGCUAUCUGGUGCCACUGAUUGACAGAUUUUAUACCAAGUCCCCUCCUUGUGAUGAAGCAAAUAGUGCUGAAGACGUUCCUGAAAAACAGAAAAUGUCUCUGGUUCUUUGCCCAAAUGUGAUGCUAUGUGAACAAGUGGUUCAAAUGGCGAACCUUCUAUUUAGUCAUUCGGGUGGGCCACCACUGAGAGUUGCUGCUGUGUGUGGUCGGCAGGGAUGGCCAGUUGCACAACCACAUAUACUAGUCUCCACUCCAGCAGCUCUUUUGAACUGCAUGUAUGCAUUUGACCCUGAAAAGAAGCGUCGGUCUGAAUUCUUGCGAGAUGUAACAUGUGUGGUGUUUGAUGAAGCUGAUAUGCUUCUUUGUGGAAGUUUCCAAAAUCAAAUUAUCCAUCUAAUAAACAUGUUUCGCUUUGAUGAAAAGCAACUAUCCAGGAUGGAAAGUUCUGCUGGGCCUAGUAGUAUGCAGGUCAAUGAGGAAACUGAAACUAACUUUGGUGUUGAAGAUGAUAUUAAUGGCAUCAAUUAUGAAGAAGUAGAAGGUGACGAGGUGGAACCUGAAGUUAUUAGAAAUGAACAUGGUAUAGUUGAGACUAGUUCUGUAAAGGACUGGAGGAGAGUUAGGAAAGUUUAUACUCAUAGUAAGCAAUACAUUUUUGUUGCUGCAACACUUCCUGUAAGUGGCAAGAAAACUGCAGGUGGAGUGUUGAAACGAAUGUUUCCUGAUGCCAUUUGGGUCAGUGGGAAUUAUCUCCACUGCUACAAUCCUAGAUUGAAGCAGAGAUGGGUAGAAGUUACAGCAGACACCCAGGUAGAUGCUCUUCUAGAUGCUGUAAAAUCAACUUCUAAUUACAGUCAUGGAGAUAACGAUGCUGCUGCAUAUCGUACUAUGGUGUUCACAAAUACUGUUGAUUCUGUUGAAUCGGUUGCUAAAAUAUUACAAAGAGUUGGUAUCACAUGCAUUCCUUAUCAUAGUGAAAGCUCUCUAGAUGAGAGGAUGGGGAACUUGACUGAGUUUCGAGAGAAGGGUGGCAUACUUGUUUGCACAGAUGCUGCUGCACGUGGUCUUGACAUACCUAAUGUUGCACAUGUUAUUCAGGCGGAAUUUGCAACAUCUGCUGUAGACUUUUUGCAUAGGAUUGGCCGGACAGCAAGAGCUGGUAAAUCUGGAAUGAUUACUAGCUUGCACACACAAUCAAAUCGAGAUCUUGUAUCUGCUGUGCGUGCUGCUGGGAGAGCGGGUCAGCCUGUGGAGAAAGCAUUUAGCAGGAAAAGAAGCUUUCGGAAUAAGCUUAAGAAAAAAGGGCGCAAUGCAGCUGUAGGUACAGAGAGUAUUUUAGCUUAAGAAUGUGGGAGUUCAAUUCAAGCACUUAUUUACGUUGAUCAUUACAUAGUCUUACAGUUUGCAGUCUGUAUAUACUUAUGAAUAUAUUUUUAUUCCAAUUUUGUAAGAAUGUUUUAUUUGAGUUCAUCAUACCUGGACUUAAUUAAUAUUAA